AUGACUCCACAGAAACCACAAGAACCAACUAUAUUAGAAAGUUCAGAAACUGAAUCUUUCACUGCAGAUAAAAUGAACAGUAGUAGUAACAAUAGUAUUGGCGAUGACUUAUCACUUGAUGAUUUAUUUAAUAAUUUAAAACAAGAAAUAAAACCAACUAAUGACAUAUUAAUAGAUGAAGAAUCUGAUUACAAAAAGAUAGAGAAGUCUAUAGCUAAAUUACCAAAGAUAAAUUCAAAUUUAGAACAAUCUUUAGAAAUUAAAUCCAAUAAAAAUAAAACAUCAAUUAGAAUACAUGAUCCAGUAACAGUUGUAUCCAAGAAGGAGAAUGAAAAGGAAACAACAGAUGGUAGAUGGUUUCAUAUGAAACAACCAGAAUUAACUGCUGAAAUCAAACGAGAUCUUUCAAUAAUUCAACAAAGAAAUGCUCUUGAUCCCAAAAGGCAUUAUAAAAAGGAAAAAUGGCAAAUACCAAAAUAUUUUCAAAUGGGAACAAUUAUUGAAGGUAAUACUGAAUUUUAUAGUUCAAGAUUAAACAGAAAGCAAAGAGGUAAGAAUUUAAUAACUGAAAUAUUAAAUGAUAAUCAAUCAACUAAAUAUUUCAAAAGGAAAUAUUCUGAAAUUCAAAUUACAAAGACAAGUGGUAAGAAAGCUCAUUAUAAAUCCAUUCAAAAAGCUAGAAGAAAGUUUUAA
Hemisphaericaspora subhashii is the source of this 693-nucleotide messenger RNA. RefSeq lists its product as uncharacterized. The coding region runs from base 1 to 693 and encodes 230 amino acids. The transcript has a single exon. The record is from RefSeq and is a predicted model, not a curated record. Gene Ontology annotation, biological process: RNA processing. Lineage: Eukaryota; Fungi; Ascomycota; Pichiomycetes; Serinales; Debaryomycetaceae. Gene Ontology annotation, molecular function: RNA binding. Gene Ontology annotation, cellular component: nucleolus.